AUGAAACUCCACUUGGUUGCCCUUGUGGCCUAUCUAUUCGUUGGCAUUGCAUAUGCGGCAUAUAUCCGGUCGACUGAGCCACUACUGGACGCGUCAUUCAUCAGUCCUAAGCUUGCACGAAGCUCCAGUGUAAAGCCUGCCAAGACUACUCCAUGCUCAGGCAAUUCACCCAAGUCCAGAUCAUCCUGGUGUGAUUAUAGCAUCAGCACGGACUACGAGAAUGUUGUCCCUAAUACUGGUGUGACGCGGGAGUAUUGGUUUGAUAUCAGGCAAGUACAACUUGCUCCAGAUGGCUUCGAACGUCCAGUUUGGACUGUGAAUGGUCAAUUUCCUGGGCCGACUCUCUUUGCGAAUUGGGGUGACAAUGUCACCAUCCAUGUCACAAAUAACCUGGGUCCUCAGGAAAAUGGAACUACUAUUCACUGGCAUGGCGUUCGUCAGAAUUAUACAAACUCCAAUGAUGGUGUCGGCUCCAUCACACAAUGCCCCAUUGCACCUGGAAGGACAAUGACAUACACGUGGCGGGCUACUCAAUAUGGCUCGUCGUGGUAUCAUGCUCACAUUGGCUUGCUAGCCUGGGAGGGUAUUUUCGGGGGUAUCGUCAUCAACGGGCCGGCAACUGCAAACUAUGAUGUUGACAUGGGAUCUUUAUUCUUGAGUGAUUGGACUCAUCGGACUGUGGACGAACUGUACUUGGAAGACCAGAUAAAUGGUCCCACCAAUUUGACAAAUGGACUUAUUAACGGCACCAACGUUUAUCAGCCCUACGAUUCCCCCACUGUUCUUUCAGGCCAACGGUUUACCAUGAAAGUCAACCAGGGUACUUCAUACCGGCUCCGACUGGUAAAUCCAGCCAUCGACACUCAUUGGAAGUUUAGCAUAGAUAAUCACACAAUGGAAGUGAUUGCAAUGGACUUUGUGCCAAUCGUCCCAUAUACAACGGAUGUGAUCAGUAUCGGCAUGGGUCAACGCUACGAUGUAAUCGUCACAGCAAAUCAACAACAUAUUGCCGAUUCCUUCUGGAUGCGAGCAAUCCCAGGAAGUGAAUGUGCAGCCAACAACCAAAGCGACAACAUUCGUGGCAUAGUCCAUUACGGCAACAAGGCCAAGACCCCCACAACGACGGGCUACCCAGUCACAUCCGAUUGUCUCGACGAACCGAUGGCCAGUCUUGUCCCUUGGGUUGAGAAAAAUGUGGAUUCCCCGACAUACGACGAUAACACAGAAGUCGGCCUUUACAAAAAUUCAGAUAACCUUUUCCGCUGGGAAUUCAACACGACAUCCAUGGUCACCAACUGGCAAGACCCAACUAUAAUGGAUGUCUACAGACAAGACCUGGACUUCACGAACACAAGUAAUGUCAUCGAGCUCAGGGGGAAGAACGAAUGGGUGUAUUUAAUGAUCAACACUUCUAUCCCAGUACCGCAUCCAAUUCACCUCCACGGGCAUGAUUUCUCUAUCCUGGCUCAAGGAACUGGUGAUUUUGAUGCCUCCACCAUUAUAACAACGAACCCUCCUCGUCGCGAUACUGCUGUGUUGCCCCCUUCCGGGUGGCUGUUGAUUGCCUUUGAGACGAAUAAUCCCGGUGUUUGGUUGAUGCACUGCCACAUCGGGUGGCAUACCAGUGAAGGACUUGCAUUGCAGUUCGUUGAAAGACCGGAUGAGAUUCAUGCUCUCGUUGAUUAUAAGACUUGUGAAGAAAAUUGUGCUGCGUGGGAAUCAUAUCAGACGAGCAAAGGUCUUGUGCAGUCUGAUUCGGGUAUCUAG
Molecule: messenger RNA, 1767 nt
Organism: Penicillium odoratum
Lineage: Eukaryota; Fungi; Ascomycota; Eurotiomycetes; Eurotiales; Aspergillaceae
Product: CAZyme family AA1
Exons: 2
Coding region: 1-1767 (588 amino acids)
Molecular function (GO): oxidoreductase activity; copper ion binding
Source: RefSeq, a predicted model, not a curated record